Molecule: messenger RNA, 1174 nt
Organism: Lasiosphaeria miniovina
Lineage: Eukaryota; Fungi; Ascomycota; Sordariomycetes; Sordariales; Lasiosphaeriaceae
Exons: 3
Coding region: 199-1164 (321 amino acids)
Molecular function (GO): oxidoreductase activity
Source: RefSeq, a predicted model, not a curated record
GGGGCAAGGGUGACGUGCUAGCAAUACAGAAGCUCACGGUCAACUCUCGAAGGCGUACUCCAGCACCAAGACGAGCCCCUACAUCUACUUUAGGCAAUUGCGCGUAUAUAUAUAUAGAUGGCGUGACGCCAUCAUUGACAGGAGAAAUCCAAUGUCGCACUACAACAUCGUAGUCACUCCCCCAUAACAAAGUUUAACAUGGCACCGUUCGUCCCAUCCAAGAUACUUGUCGUUGGCGGUACCGGCACAAUUGGCCAGUACAUCACGGCGUCUUUACUUCGCGCCAAGCCCGAAUUCCAGCAGGUUGUCCUCUUCACCUCCCCCGGCACUGCCCACACAAAGGCCGCUCUGUUGGAUAAGUGGAGGGCCGACGGUCUCUCUGUCAUUGUUGGCGACCUCACUUCUGAAGUCGACGUCACGGCUGCCUAUGAAGGCGUCGACACUGUCAUCUCAGCCGUCGGCCGUGGUGGGCUGCUGGUCCAACUCGAGCUUUUGCGCCUUGCUGAAGCCUCGCCCUCCGUGAAGUGGUUCCUGCCGUCCGAAUAUGGCACAGACAUUGAGCACAACACCGAUAAGAGCCCCCACGAACGCCCCCACCAGCUCAAGCUCAAGGUCCGCAACUACAUCCGCGAACACCUGAAGCGAGUCAAGGUCACGUAUGUCGUGACUGGGCCAUACUUUGACAUGUGGGUCUAUCCCAUGCCAGACGCCGAGAAGGCUGGCGGGUUCGUCGUCGAGGAGAAGGAUGCCUACGUUAUUGGGGAAGGCGAUGGCAAGGUCGGGUUCUGUACCAUGUGGGAUGUUGGAAAGUUUGUCGUGGCCACCUUGCAACACCCAGAGGAGUCGUUUGGCAAGGCGCUCAAGGUGCAGUCGUUCGUAGUAACUCCCAACGAGGUCGUGGCCGAGUACGAGAAGCAGACCGGUUCCAAAUGGAAUGUCAUCGAGACACCUCUUGAAGACAUCAGAGCCCUCGAGGCCAAGCUAUGGGAGGAGGGUAACCCUCGAGCGACGGGAACCACGCUGCGCAGGAUCUGGGCAGAAGGUGGAACCUUGUAUGUCCAGAACGACAACGAGCUUCUUGCGCUGAAGCCAGAGGACCUUGAAUCGCUAGAGGUAGGAGUGAAGAAAGCACUUUCAGGCGGUUACAGGGCAGACGUGUUUUGAUGAUGUAGAG